AGAUAACGGUAGGCAAGGAGGGUAAUUUAGGUAAUUCAGUUUUCAGGAGUGGCACCAAUUUAGUGCCGAAGAGGAACCUGAGGCGAAAGUGAGAGAGAAAAAUGGAGUGUCUUAGCGUUGUAGGAGCAAGUCCUUGUGUUUCUUCUUCUUUACUUUCUUCCAAAACCAGUCGCUUAUCCUGCGCACCCUCUUGCAGGCUUAUCCUUAACCCCAUCAAGAAACACCAUAAUUUAGCUGCAUUUCAGUCAGCAUUUCAUCUUUUUGCAAGUACCCAAUUUCUUCCCCAUGCAUCCAAAAGGAACCAUACAGCUCGUAUAUUUCUUCCCCACUUGGUUGCCUCCAUGGAGGAAGUGGAGGAGACAUACAUUAUGAUUAAGCCUGAUGGUGUUCAAAGAGGACUAGUUGGGGAGAUUAUUUCAAGAUUUGAGAAAAAGGGGUUCAAGCUAACUGGAUUGAAGCUUUUUCAAUGCCCCAAAGAAUUGGCAGAGGAACAUUACAAGGACCUCCAAUCCAAAUCAUUCUUCCCCAAGCUGAUCGAUUAUAUUACCUCUGGUCCUGUUGUCUGUAUGGCCUGGGAGGGUAUUGGUGUUGUAGCAUCUGCUCGCAAGCUAAUAGGAGCAACUAAUCCUCUUAAUGCCGAGCCAGGCACAAUCAGAGGAGACCUUGCUGUUCAAACUGGAAGAAAUGUGGUGCAUGGAAGUGAUAGCCCUGAGAAUGGCAAGCGUGAAAUAGCUCUUUGGUUUAAAGAAGGUGAACUUAGCUCAUGGACACCAGCUCAAAAGCCUUGGUUGACGGAAUAAUGUUUCAUGGAGAUAUGACUCAUCUGUAGGAUUUGGAGGUUUCAGUUUCAUCAAUCUGCAGGAGAACGAUGAAUUCAAUUUUGUGAUACUAUCAUUCUGCCAUUGCAAUCAACUUUUCUUUAAAGAAAAAUGUGUUUGUAAUGCUGGAAUACAAGCAAUAGCAAUUCUAAAGGGCUCAUUAGAAAAGUUUCCUGGUUUCUUAGAAGAGCUUGAACAUCUUCUUGAAUUAAAUUCGACCCAUUUACGUGUACCAAAUAAUAGUAUACUAAAUAACUUUGAAUUCAGUGGAUAAUUGGAUUCACUUUGGACAUGUGAACGCAAUUUUGAAACAAUUCAAAAUAGACAAUAGAACAACUAAUUCAGAUGAAAUAUUUGUUCGA
Messenger RNA from Solanum dulcamara, 1180 nucleotides. RefSeq names its product nucleoside diphosphate kinase 2, chloroplastic. The coding region runs from base 102 to 800 and encodes 232 amino acids. Lineage: Eukaryota; Viridiplantae; Streptophyta; Magnoliopsida; Solanales; Solanaceae. Gene Ontology annotation, molecular function: nucleoside diphosphate kinase activity. Gene Ontology annotation, biological process: UTP biosynthetic process; GTP biosynthetic process; CTP biosynthetic process. The transcript has 7 exons. The record is from RefSeq and is a predicted model, not a curated record.